Messenger RNA from Seminavis robusta, 1968 nucleotides. The record is from the annotation of a GenBank genome assembly. Lineage: Eukaryota; Bacillariophyta; Bacillariophyceae; Naviculales; Naviculaceae.
GGUACCGCAAGCUAAUACUUAGAUCCACAUCGAAAUAUGCAGGACUCCAUUGGAGUUGUCAUGAUCCCUCCUAAAGACACAAAACAAGUGAGGUUUGCGCAACACCAAACCAUGCUACUCGCAAAAGUCUUCGUUGCAGUUCUUUGUUUGGCUAGUGUUGCAGUUCUUUGUUUGGUGAGUGCCACCAGCGCCAAGCAGGAUAAAUUCAUAACGGCACAUGAGCAACCAGCAGAGAAACAAACCGUUAUUGCCAAGAAGAACAAAAUAAACAGCAAGGUUUCCAAGACAUUGAUGGCACAACAAACCUCCAUGGCUUCCUUGCUCAAGAGCUUCCCCAACAACAAUAGUAUCAAUCUUUCAUUGGAUACCCCCAUGCCGGCACUCACAACUCCCAUGCCACCGCUUGUUAACAACAAGGAACAACAAGAUUUGGUGAGUGCCACCAGCUCCAAGCAGGACAAAUCAACAACGGCCCAUGGUGGCGGCAAGCAUCAGGCCAGAGUCAAGAGCAGUUCCAGUCUUCGCACCGAACGCAAAAGUAACGAAACAGCCAAGAGGGCUUCCGCUGGCAAACGCUCGGACUGCUCCGUAAGGUGCUACAACAUGUUUGCCAAGUCCACGGGAUUCGGAUCUCUGUCGAAUAAGAGAACUGCCUAUGGUACCAAAGCUUGGGACAAGUGCCAUUGUGACGACCUCUUUUGCGAGGAACCCCUUGAAUUCAAGCCAUUGUCCAACGACAGAAGUGUGGGCAGUGUACUGCGCCACUGUCAAUGGUCCCACCGAGCCAUUGAUACCCUGGCCGACAUGGUCAAUAGGAGCAACAUUUGCUCUCCAGAUCAGCAAGAUGCAUUUGUCCCUGACAAGCAAUGGGAAAGAUACAACUUUGCCGACUUUUUCAACAGGCGUCAUGUUUGGGAAGGGGAGCAAUGGUGCAUCAAGCCAAAAAUCCCAGGAAGUCUAAUGGAGGCAUUCUAUACCCAUGCCAUGGCAACCAUCAACACAACGGACGAACACGAAUAUGACGCAAAGAAAUAUGACCUCCUCACUCAUGUUGUCAGGGAACGAGUCCGAUGUCUGACCAACAAGUCAGAUUGCAAUGUAAAGCCCCCCCACAGUGCCACCCAAGCACCACUGCUGCCAGAACCGGGAACCCUCUUGAUUCACGUCCGAUUGGGCGAUGUCAUUGAUUCUGCAGCUGAUUCCGUCCAAGACCUUCUCAAGGAACAAAUGUACUACUAUCGGCUAAACAGCACCGCAAAGGGAGGCUGUUGUACCAAUCCGUGGGAGCAUCCGGAAAACCCUCCUCUAAAACUUCUAUGGAAUCGGUAUGUUCGACCUCUCUCCUACUUCAGAGAACAACUACAGUCUGUACACCAAGAGCGCUUUGCAUCGAUUGUUCUCAUGGGAGCAGCUCACAAGGGCCAGGACUUGCCCGAAGAAUUCAGGAAUGCCCUGGGAAGCUGCAUCUACACACACGCACUAAAGGUUUACGUGCAAACGGCCUGGCCGAAUCACAAAGUGACGCUUCGAUUGGGACAGCCCCCCGAUAAUGACGUGAUAUUUGCUUCUCAGGCAAAAUAUCUCGUGGCAUCUGGCGGCGUGUUUUCCAGGCUUCUGAGGCAACUACGUUACAAUUUUUUUCAUGAAACAAGAGAGAAGAAGAGCGGGGAGGACGAUGAAGCAAAACUGUAGUACCGGUACCGACUAAAUCAGAUGAUAGUCCCUGGCUAGCGGUUGCUGCAGUUGGGGCUAUCCGUACGAAUAAGCAAACCACUGGUCCCAUACGCGUCUGGCCUCCAGUUUUGUCUUCAAAGCCCACGGCCGGAAGGUAAUUCGACCCCUCCGCUCUGCCUCUUAUGCAACGGUAUUGAGAGUAAAUACUAAAUAGAUACGGCAACGGUAUCGGUACCGGAGUAUCCCAGCAGCUCUCAUCAGCUCAUGUGAAGACCGCCAGCGCGCCCCGUGGAU